Messenger RNA from Columba livia (rock pigeon), 4648 nucleotides. It is a transcript of the gene BAK1, whose product is annotated as BCL2 antagonist/killer 1. Gene Ontology annotation, molecular function: protein homodimerization activity; protein heterodimerization activity. The record is from RefSeq and is a predicted model, not a curated record. Gene Ontology annotation, cellular component: mitochondrial outer membrane. Bases 182 to 835 code for a protein of 217 amino acids. Gene Ontology annotation, biological process: regulation of apoptotic process; extrinsic apoptotic signaling pathway in absence of ligand; intrinsic apoptotic signaling pathway in response to DNA damage. The transcript has 6 exons. NCBI's taxonomy places the organism in Eukaryota, Metazoa, Chordata, Aves, Columbiformes, Columbidae.
CUCCUCCUCCCGCCCUGCUCGCUUCCUUCCCCCGCGCCGGGCGCUGCGGGAGGCGCCAGGAAGGAGCGGAGGAUGGGGAUGGAGCGGCUCUCCGCCGGGAUGCGGUGACUCCCGGCACCCCCGGCCCGCCUGCUCCGCGCCGGGACGCGGUGAAGCUGAUAGUCCCAAGCAUCGCUCUGCAAUGGCCUCAGGGAACAACGGGGACCCAGCGAGGGCCCCCGGACGCCGGGGAAGCGAUGGACGCCGGCUGUCGCAAGAGCUCAACUCAGAAAACCAGGUGGCGGAGGAGACGGAGCUCGUGUUCCGGAGCUACGCCCUGUACCGCUACCAGCAGGAGGUACAGGAGAGAGGGGCAGAAGUGCCCGUGGACCCAGAGAUCACGGAGGUCGAGCAGGAGCCGGACAGCACCGGGAGGCAGGUGGGGAUGCGCCUGGCCAUCAUCGGGGACGACAUCAACCGGCGGUACGAUGCGGAGUUCCGUGAGAUGCUCAAGUCCCUGCAGCCCACCAAGGACAACGCCUACGAGUACUUCACCAGGAUCGCGUCCAGCUUGUUCGAGAGUGGCAUCAACUGGGGCCGGGUGGUUACACUGCUGGGCUUUGGCUACCGCAUGGCCAUCCACGUCUACCAGCAGGGCAUCCCGGGCUUCCUCUGCCGCAUCGCCCGCUACAUCGCGGACUUCAUGCUGCAGAACCGCAUCGCGCAAUGGAUCGCCCAGCAGGGAGGAUGGGUGGCUGCACUCAAUCUGGACAAUGUUUACGUGACGUACAUGCUGGUGGUGUUGGCCCUGGUCGUGGUGGGGAACGUAGUGGUACGACGCUUCUUCAGGCCCUGACUGUGGUGGGGGCAGAGCCCGGGGGGGCCCGGCCAAGCUCGCUCUCAAAUCUCUGCAUUGACGUCUCCCAAGACAGGGAGGAUUCAAGGGACCUCUGAGAGAGAGCAGCUUGGACCGGUGACCCUCCCGCCGCAGGGCCCAGGGUCUCUGGCACCUAUGCGGACACCACCAGGGGCUAUGGAGAGAAGCAGUGGGGGGGCCGGGGGGGAACGUUCAAAUUUGUUGUCUGUUUUACGCCUCGCUGAGGACGGCGCAUCACCGUGCCGCUCCUGGCACGCAGCGGCGAGGCGGAACAGGCUCCUCUGGAGUCGCAAACAUGCUGUGAUGAUGCCGGGGUGUGUGUGUGUGAGCGUGUGGGUCUUGUCCGCGCCGUGGGGCAGGUGCAGAGUCCCCCCGUUGCAGAUGGCUCUAGCCCAGCCCCUGCCUGCAUUUGACGAGGGAUCGCAGCCUUGGUUGCUGCAAUCAAUGUCUCUACGUGAGCGUUAGCCCGUGCGGGGCUUUGCUUUCACCUUCCUCUGCUCCUGAGCCCAUGUACUUGAGCCUCCUCUUUCCUUUUAACAAGCAUCCCUGCCCCUUUUUAAAGAAACACUCUGGCUCCCUGUCCUCUGACCGGCGCUGGUGGCGCUGGCAGGCGGGAUUUCCCUGCCCCAGCCCGGGGCCCGUGUGCCGCCAGCCCGGGGAGCACCGGCAGGUUCCGCAGACACUACCGGAGCUGCGGGUGCCGGGCGGCACAGCCUGCCCGCCCUCCCUGCGUGACCAGCUGGUGUCCCUUUGGGUACCGCGGCUGCAGGCCCGUGCCGCGGCAGGACGGUGCCGGAGAGCCCUGGAUGAGCCCAGGGCUGCAGUAUUUCACGGCUUCCCAGACAGCAGAGCCCAGCCCCUCUGGGCACAGCGUCUUUGGGAGUGACUUGAUCUUGUUCCGUUCAUGACUAAUGCCUGAGCGUGAUUUUUAGGGGAGGGAGGGAAGCAGGCUCCACUCUCCCAAAUCUUUCUGAGUUUUGCGAAACAGGGGGAUCAUCUCAGCAUGACACGUGGCUUUGCUCUGCUCUUUUUACUCCAAGUGACUCUGUAAGGCUUGAAACUGUGACUGGCCCUGUCUGAGCCAAACCUGCUCCAGCACCAGCACCCCCAGAGCAGGUCGGGAGGGAGCAGAGGGACGUCGCGGGAGGGCGCGGAGCAGCGGUGCCAUGUCCGUGCUCCUCUCCUGAUGCACGGGGCCCUCUGGGCUGGAGCCUGGGACAAGGGGAGCCCUGAGCAGGCUGAGCUUUCCUGUCACCUGCUGCAGUGGCCACCACCAGAGCCCCCGGGGACAGGGACCGGGGAGCUGCCCCCUGCCCCACCGUGACAACCACAUUCCUGACACAGCUGGCUAACCUGGCUUGAAAACACUCCAGUGUUGCCUUCCUACAUUAAUCUCUACCUUCAGAUAAGACCUUUUUCCCCUCAGUUUCUAUCCCUUGCUGCAGUUUAAGCUUGUGACCACCCACCCUGUCCAACACAGGACAGGACAGCUCAAUCCUCCCUGCAGCACCUUAGCAGGACCUGCCAGAAUUCUGUAACACUUAUGCCAACACAUUCCUGCCUCUUUUAACAUCAGAAUGGCAAACCUUUCAUCCUGUCUCCGUAUCAGGGUCUUUCUGUGCUCAUCAUUUUGACCCCAACUGUUUCUGCGUAUCCAUUUCUCUAGUGGAGUGCCCUGGACUGCGCUUAAUAGAAAGGCAUUAAAAUAUUCGCUGUAAUAUUCCUCUUCUAUAUCUGUUUUGGUUGCUUUAUUCGCUUGGUGCGUGCUGAGCAGCACGGCCCUGCGGGCAUUGUCCGUGCUCGGGCUUUGCGGCUGCGCUGACCCCGAGCAGCUCAGAGCCCACGAGCUCCUUUCUCCCCUUGCAAGGGUAUUUCUUUGCAUUCACCCACAUGCAACUUCACUCGCCAUCGUGCCACCUCUUCACCUGUCCUGAGCAGAUCUGGAGAUUUCCUCGCGAUCUCGAGACUCUUCUCUGGUGUGAACCAGUCUCACCAGCUCAGUGUCAUCUGCAGUUUCCCAUCCCCACAACUUACCUUCUUCUGGCUGAAACACCACCAGAUGGAGCCUUUUUGCCACGAUGAAAAUGAAUUAAUUGUCUUUUUCCUUUUCUCUUGAUCGCCCCCAUUCUUGACACACCACCGUCCUCUCAGCUGGUGUCUGGUGCGGUUGUGUCUCCAGCAGGACUUUUUCAGAGGACCUUGGAAAGAGAACAGUACAGCAGCGUUUAUUCACUACGGCACUGACACCCUCCUACAACUCUAAGCUUGGAGAGAACUUGUGCUUGUCCCAAAAGCCAUGGGUGUUUCAGCUUGCAAACCAAAUUCAGCUGUAAGGCCAGCAGGCUUUAAAUAAAGAACGUUUUUCAGCUUUAUGGCAGCUGAUAAAGCCUGUGGUACCAGGACACGGAACUUUUAAAAUAGGUGCUGUAGCAAAGUUUCCAUUUGACCGUUUUCUCAGGGGAUCUGCAGGGGGUUGUCUCAGGGUGUCGGUGCGUUGUCUCCCUCUGCGCCCACCUCCCGUCGCCUUCCCACGCUGCUCACGGGGUGAAAGAACAGGCUGAAGCGGGACUGCGGGUGGCGGCCGGCGUGCAGUUCUGUGUCCCGUCACCGGAUGUCCCCAGCCCUGCGGCGCAGGACGGCGGGACAGGGGCUGGACCGGGUGGCAGCAGAGGGGACGGGGCGGGCUGGCCCCAGCAGCUGGUGCUCUGCGGGCUCGUGGAACCGCAGCGGGAUCUACCUCCAACCCACCCAGGGCCCGGGCAGCUCUGGCCGCGCUGCCACCGGCCACCCCGAGCACCUUCGCUGUUGCUCUGGCUGGCUGUGCCAUUUUGGAGUCUCUGCUAUAUAAGCAAGAGCUCCAGAUAAAACUUAGAACAACCCCGACAUUCCCUCGUAGGCUGAAUCAGGCAGUCUACUCUGCAGGGAUAAAGCCCUGAUCAACUAUGAUAUUUUUAAGCAGUGUAAACUUUGUUUAGCCAUCAGCCCAGUCACAUAUUGUAUAAUUUCCUGUCUCAGACAGGCCCAUCGAUGCACUGAAUAGCUGCUGUCCCCUUCCCAGCCGCUGGUGCUACUGGGGGUGACUGUGCCCAGGGCUUCAGCCUCUUCCCCUGCAGGGAGAUGGGUGGGGAGCUCUCGAUGGGAGAACAAAGGCAGAAGCUGAGGAGAAGGCUCUGCCACGGCUGUUCACAGGCAGAGGGUUGUUCGCUGAACCACUUGGGUUGGAAGGGAGGUCUGACCCCCGUUCGGAGCCAAACCCUUGGUGCUGCGGGGCCAGCGCUGCCCCAGAGAGACCAGCGUCCCCACGGCCGGGGCUGGUGGCAGCGUCCUGGGAAGCUCUGCGGGAUGGGGUUUACACGUAUACUUGAAGCCACACUAUCACUAGUAAUCCCGGCUCUUCCUUGCCUUUUUCACAGCACCAAAGCGCACGGUGUUGGCACCGCUGCUUCCCCAGCCCCCCAGGUCUCCCCCAGCACUGCAGGGAGGGACGGGGUGUGUGAUGGAGCCGUAAAACACGCACUGACUCUGGGGGAAGUGACCGGGAAACACCGUUUCUUCCCGGGGGGGAAGGAGACCGCAGGUUGUCCCAGUAGCAGCAGGAGAUGGGAGCGAGCUCUGCCUGCAGGGCAGCUCAUCUUUGAACCACGGGCAAAGGGGCUGUGCGGAACGCGGGGCCUUGCUUUUAUAUGAAUAAACAUUUCUUUCACAAAUAUUCUGUUUUAAAAUGACAUAAUAUAUAUUAUAUAUAUAAAUAUAUCUGUGAAAAUAAAAAUGGAACAUGCAGUGCAAACUCUU